GUAAUUAUAAAAUUUACAAAAAUUGAGUGUAAAGAAUUUGAUAAAACAUUUCUUGCUUUCAAGAGUUGCUAUUUAAAGGUUUGGAAUCGUAAUAAUGUUGCUUUAAAUCUACAUGUACGAUUGUUAAAAACUCCAGUUAAUAAUGUAACAGUUAAUGCUGGUAUCUAUAUUAAGACCUCUACACAAAGAUAUAGUCCAUUUAUGUAUAAUACUACAUUGAAUUUCUGUAGAUUUGUCAAAAGUCCAAAUCGUUUUAUACAUUGGAAAUUAUUGUAUAACAUUAUAAGGGACAAUUCAAAUGUUAAUCAUUCUUGUCCUUACAAUCAUGAUUUAAUUGUUAGUAAUUUUUCGCUUAAUUCGAAAAUGUUACUACCUGUACCAUUACCCACCGGUGAUUAUUUAAUCAAAUUUAAGGCUGGUAUACACAAGGAUUUUAAGGGAGAAGUUUCGACUUACUUUAAUGUAAAGGAGUAA
Messenger RNA from Lucilia cuprina (Australian sheep blowfly), 474 nucleotides. RefSeq lists its product as uncharacterized. The annotation marks the transcript as partial. The transcript has 3 exons. Lineage: Eukaryota; Metazoa; Arthropoda; Insecta; Diptera; Calliphoridae. The record is from RefSeq and is a predicted model, not a curated record.